Trematosphaeria pertusa is the source of this 363-nucleotide messenger RNA. RefSeq lists its product as uncharacterized. NCBI's taxonomy places the organism in Eukaryota, Fungi, Ascomycota, Dothideomycetes, Pleosporales, Trematosphaeriaceae. The coding region runs from base 1 to 363 and encodes 120 amino acids. The transcript has a single exon. The record is from RefSeq and is a predicted model, not a curated record.
AUGGCUUUCGCCCGAAUGCUCACCGGCGAACGAUAUACGGGGAGCCACGCUCAGUUUAAAGCCGACCACUACAAAUACUGCUCGCGUCUGCUCGAGCUCAGUGAGAGUAUGCGCGGCGAAGAUGUGAAGGACUUCCAACAAGGGACUACAGGGGGAAGCGUAUCCAAUUUCGUCGACCACGCUUGGUACUUCUGCAAUCGUCGCAAACUUGUGCACACCGAGAGCGGGUACUACGAUUUUGCGCCUCUGAGCACCAAGCAAGGAGAUGUUUGCGCGAUUAUCUUUGGCUGCAAGGUGCCGUUGAUCCUUCGUGCCAUAGGGCAAACCGGGGUUUACAAGUUGGUGGGAGAAGCAUAUAUAUAG